UCAAGCAUUUUCAUAUCCCAAUUGGACGGUCUUCUGUUUUUUUUUUCUUUUCUUUUUUGUAAACUUGCGCCGUUGGUGGCACUGCACUGGAAUUUUCGGGAAUCGCAGUUGGCCGUCGUCGAGCAGCUGAUAUUUUAAAUAAAUCGUGAAAAGUUGGGAACAAAGAACGUUCGCAAAAUUUUUUGUCAUCAGUCAAGAAUCGUCAUCCAAGAUUUGAACAAAAAUUCGCACAUCCUGUGACCAGCAUCCAACGCAGAAACCGUUAAAAAGGCAAACGCACAAAAGGCACAAUCAAAGAUGGCAGAUGAAGAUAUCCAAAUCACCUAUCUCAAGAACGCUCUGGAAGGAUGGAAGGAAAUCAUAUUGCCAUUGGACUCAAUCAUGCAUUGGGAAAAGCACUGGCAUCCUUUCAGCAUUGUUGGAAGCAGUACCAUGUUUUUCUUGAUGGUCUGGUUGAUGGAUCCAAGUGUGCUGACCACUAUUGCCCUGGUUGGAUUGACCUGCACAAUAAGUGAUUAUUUUGUUCCGAUAUUGGUCUCUUCUCUCCUGAAAUCUGAUCAAUGGACUGACAAGCAGGAAGAUAAGUUUGACAAGAUCUGCAGAUCAUUGAUCAUCUCCAAAGAGAAGUUUUCCAUAACUUAUCGUUCAUACAUCCUCUUGAGAUCAACUAGACCAAAGAUGUUCUAUGGAUUAACAUUGGUCAGUCUGAUGAUUUGCGCGUGGAUUGGAAACAUCAUCCACAAUCUGCUCUUAAUCUACAUGGUGGUGACAUUCCUGUUCUUGGUGCCUGGAAUGGAGAAGAGAGGAAUCUUGCAGAAGUACGGCUGCAUCAUUACCGACAAGAUAGCCGACCUUGCGACCAAUGCCAAGAUGAAUGUGUCCGAUUUGAAGAAGGAGAAGUAAAUACUUUGUUUUUUUUUUUAAAUUAAUGCAAAGGCGUACCAAGAAAACUAGAUCUGGAAUUUACGAUUCGAACCUAGAGUAGUUAUUCUCCUUCUUCUAUUUAGAUUGCAUACACAUAUACAUCUUUCACUAUUAAUAUUAUUAUUAUAUUUUUUUUUUAAUCUGAAAAAUUUGUUAGCUUUAGGUUCAUAUUAUUUAUUUUUUUUAUUUCGUGCAUGAUUUUCGUUAUACGAUUAAACCAUUUUCAUAAUCGAAACGUAAUUUUAAUACUGCGUUUGCGUACAAAAUAAUUGAAAUUAUUUGUACACCAGUUUUCAUAUUCAGCGGAAUAUUAGACUGAAAUAUUGUUCAUUAUUCUUAAAGUAUUCAUUUUAUAUACGUUAUUUUUUCCCUCCCCCAGAUAUAUCUUCUAGUUGCUCAAACAACAUUGUUUUUAAAGAAAAAAAUUGUAUCGUAAUCCUCCACUAUUUUAUAUGUACGUAAGAAUUUGUAUAUGUGAUAUAAAACAAAAUAUAUUUUUUGAAAAUGUAA
Messenger RNA from Nicrophorus vespilloides, 1434 nucleotides. It is a transcript of the gene Arl6IP1, whose product is annotated as ADP-ribosylation factor-like protein 6-interacting protein 1. The transcript has 4 exons. The record is from RefSeq and is a predicted model, not a curated record. NCBI's taxonomy places the organism in Eukaryota, Metazoa, Arthropoda, Insecta, Coleoptera, Silphidae. The coding region runs from base 298 to 903 and encodes 201 amino acids.